GGUUGGAAGGAAGUUAGGGGUGGCCAAACCAAAACGUAGCAUCAUUCCUUGAAGUCAGUGACUUCUGGUCUGAGCCAUGUUGGUGGAUGCGAACUACUUGGUUAGGGUCCACGCGACUAUCGUAACCAAUGUUUGGGGACUCUGGGUGAUAUGGCUCAGAAUCGAUCACAAUGGAGUAGGUGUAUACACUCUUUGUCUUCCCUUAAACCGAGAGAUUAAAAUUACUUCAUACCUGUAAUAUAUCCUUAUAUACAAUAUUUCUUUUAUAUAUUACUAACAUGAAAGUAACUGCUUCUACGAAUUUGGUGUUCAUGUUGUUAUGCUAAUGAGGCAAGGCAACGUAGACCGAUGCAUGUAUGUUCCUGGUCUGACGUUGUAGCUGACUGAUUCAGAUUCACGUGUCCUGGUUUAGGCUUCCGAUCAUAAAUGUAGCCCAAGAGUCAGUGCAUUGUCAUGUGUCAGUUUAGUGAAUUCGGUUAACUGGGGAUUUAAUAUGACUAGAUCAAAUUGGCUUGCUAGUAUGUCAAUAUUUGAGUCCGAUUUCAAAUUAAAAGAUUUCUUUAGGAAUUUAACGAUGUAGCUACUCGAUAAAAUCACAAUCCGAAGUGUAAUCGAAAUACUAAAGAACAGUUUUUUCAUUUCACAAUAUGCUCAUCAGUGAUUCACCUUGACGUAUAUAACUCAAGCUGUUAAUAUUUUUCGAAUAUGGGCAAUUAACUGAAGAGAACAAACUACCAAAAUUUACUGAUCAUUGAAUUACAAGUGUAUCGCUCAACAUGUUCUAUUUCUCUAUUUUUCCGUAUCACAAAUCACCUAGUAUCCUGACUGGACAGUUUCCAGCGGGAUCUUUUGAUUAAUUACCACCCAUAUUAUCACUGUUGAAACUGACUGUAUCUGCAAAUAAUUUACAAUUUGUUAGUUUUAUUUGUUUCCAAUUUAAUUAACUUUUUUUUUCAAAAAAUUUCGAUUUCAGACUUUCUAAUCGUUGUUUUUGUGCUCAUUCAGUAAUCUUUUUGAUUUAAAUACAAUGCAUAUCACUCCAUAAACCUUCCGGACCCUGAUAUUUAAUUUUACGUUUAAAGACAUACAGUAUGAGGUUUAUACAGCUAAUAAUUGGCUGUGAACAAUGUGUUUACUGUUUUUCCUGACUUUAUUUAUUCAGUAUACUCUGAGGAUAGGUAGUGUGUUCCGUGAUAUUUCAAAAUGUUUUUAGAAUCUGAUGUAUUUUCACAGCUUGAACAAUAUGAGUUAUUUGAGAGACCAUCCUUUCGUAUCGCUCGAGAUAUUAGUGGACGGCAGACCAGGCAAACUGUAUUUUAUGCAUGGGGAAGAUCAUGGUAUUUGGUUCUUCAUCGUGAAACAUCGUUUCAUAAUUCUAACUUGUCAGUCAGAUUUAUCAGUACAAAUGGUACCUACUCUUUUUAUCCGAAAACAAAAUAUGCAGAAUUACAUACUGGCUAUGUAUCAGGUUCAAACCAAUCAUUUGUGUUAGCUCAUUUGGAACCAUACACUUCACUACUUAGCGCUCAUAUUCAUAUGGAAUCAGAUAUUUUUGUUAUUGAGCCAUUGUCUGAUUACACAAGCUAUAUUGGAAAUAAUUCUAUGUUAAUGUAUCGCCUAAAAGAUAUUCAGUUUAAAAAGAUACUAAAUAAAUCGAUGAAUUAUAAAUCAGCCACUUUAUUGGCCCUAGAAACUGAUACAUUUGAUGUCUAUAUUAGACGAAAACGUUUCAACCCCAUACAAUUACAGCGCAAACUUUGUCGCCUUACACUCGUCGCUGAUUACGAUUUUUUUACUAAUUUGGGAAAUAGAAAUGGACCUAAAACUAUCAGUUAUGUUAUUAAAGUAUUUGACCGGUUAAAUUAUCUGUUUCUUACUUCAAAAUUUUUGGAUGAUAAGCAUGAUGAAAUGAUUGGCUAUGGCUUUUUAUUACAUGAGAUCGUAAUCCAUGAAUCAUGGACAGCUGAUCACGGUCACUAUAAUUCACCAACUGAUUUAGGUGGGAAAAUCUGGACAGCUACAUCCCUGUUGCGUGCAUUUAGUCGAUUCGAUGCGAAACAGUCUUGUUUGGCUCAUUUACUUAGCUACAAAAGAAUAGAUGAAGGCAUUUUAGGGAUGUCUUGGUUGGCCUCCCCGGAUCCAAAGAAGUUAGGCGGUAUUUGUUCCCCACCUCUUCGUCGAAAUAAUAAAAAGGAUCUCUAUUUAAAUACAGGAUGGACUACCUAUGUAGAUUAUAAUGGUCAACAACUAGUGAACGCUUUGGCUGAAUUAAUCACAGCUCAUGAAUUAGGACAUAGUUGGGGCGCAGAUCAUGAUCCUGACACAGAUGAAUGCAAUCCUGCAGCUAUAAGUUCUGGAAAAUAUUUAAUGUAUACCUAUUCAGUUUCAGGUUACGCUGAAAAUAAUGGAAAAUUUUCACCAUGUAGUUUACGGACAAUUGGCGCUUGUUUGGUUACUCGUGCUCCAUUAUGUUUCGAAGAUUCAUCUGCGGCUCUUUCAAAUCUUUGUGGUAACAGUCGUAUUGAUGAGGGUGAAGAAUGUGAUGCUGGUCGAAAUCCACAUGAUCCUUGUUGUAGUUCUGAGUGUUAUUUUAGAACAGGUGCUCACUGUUCACCUUGGAAUCAUGGUUGUUGUACUUCUGAUUGCCAGUUAGCACCAAAGAAUACCAUUUGCGCACAAACUAGCAGUACUAAUCCUUGUUUAGGACCUGGUCAGUGUAAUGGUUUAUCAUCUAUUUGUCCAGGUCCAACACUUUUAUCCGGUGGUCAAUGUGAUGAAUAUGGGCGAUGUUUUCAGGGUAAAUGUCAUCCGUUUUGUUCUAGUCUGGGACUGGAAACUUGUAUCUGUGAUUCAGUUGAAGAAUCCUGCUUUAUUUGCUGUUUAUUUCCAACAUCAAAUUCAACCACAAAUCAAAGCACCAUAUGCCUUCCUGUUACAUUGUCCCAAAAUGAAUAUCUAUUACAUUCUAAACAGAAUACUGUAAAACAUUCAGAAUCUUAUAAAUCCUAUUCAAUGAUUUAUCAUUCAAGACGAUCAACUCUGUAUUCUAUGCAUAAGUUUUUACUAUCCUCGUCUAACAUAUUACGGUUGUAUGAUAAACACUCACCAAAUGAUACAUAUCAUUUUGUUGUUGAUAAUAAAACUCAAAAACUAGCUACAACUGACUUUAACAAUAUUAAUUCAUACUAUCAUAAACAACCUUUAGUACAUAUUCAUUUGCAAGAUUAUCGGCCAUGUCUUAAUGGUUAUUGUAUGGCGGGAAAAUGUAUAGAAUCGAAAAGUAAGCGGAUAUUACGAUUUUGGACACCAGUUCAUUAUUCUAAACACAAGAAUCUCGGCACCAUUGCUUGGGACAAUCUGGUAUUUUUCGCAGUCUUCUUAUCACUUAUCGUAUGGAUACCAUUGAGUGCAUGUGUUGCUUACUUAAAUAGGUAUCAUGAACGAAAUUGUUAAUUACUAAUUAAAAAGUUAUGAAUCGACGAGCCACAUAUUCUGUCAAUCAUAUGAGAAACAAUAUUUACCUUCAAGCAGCAUUUUUAGUGAUUCAUAUAUUUUCCACAUAUAAAUAUUUUAAAAGUAUACAACAUUAUUAUAAUCUAUUGAACUUUUUCUCGAUCAGUUUCUAUCUUGUUUAUGAUAUAAUUUGUUAUUGUGUCCUCAUUCAAUCCAAUCUUCUAUCAUACUUUGUAUACAUAAUCUUCCCUAUUGUGUUUUCUUGUUUUCAAAUGUAUAAAAACUGUAGUAUGUAUAUGUAAAAUCUGUUUUUCUUUAUUCUUCUUGUGUGUGCAAUUUUUACUCUUUUUUUAAACUUAAUUUCUUAGGAGUCAGAUUUUUAAGUUCAGUCGCGUGAAAAGUGAGAUAAAUACCGUUGAGUUGUUUGUUUUUCGUUUUCUCUCUUUAAUAUUUCAUCCACUUUGUGCAUUAUGUAUCAAUUUGUUCAUUUGUUCAAUGUCAAAUUUUAUUUUUUAUAUCAAAACUUUGAACAUUUUUCCUCUAAUUUAUGUUUAGUUCUAACUUGUUUUGUAUUACGAUUUGUAUGAGUUUGAGUUUAAGGUAAGAAUACAACGAGAGAUACUUGUAAUAUGAAAGCGGAUGUAAUACGACUAAAUAGGUAUGCCAGAUCGUGAAUACAUUCAAUGAAAGUUUUUAACGAUAACAACUUACAUUCGAGUAAGAAUAGAUGUGAUACAUUUCAGGAAAGUUUUCAUUCCUCAAGAAAUGUCAUUAAGAUAAAUAAACAUAGCAGAGUAUAUAUAUAUACAG
This is a messenger RNA of Schistosoma bovis, 4263 nucleotides long. The record is from the annotation of a GenBank genome assembly. Lineage: Eukaryota; Metazoa; Platyhelminthes; Trematoda; Strigeidida; Schistosomatidae.